Tachysurus fulvidraco (yellow catfish) is the source of this 854-nucleotide messenger RNA. RefSeq names its product aspartic and glutamic acid-rich protein-like. The transcript has 2 exons. Lineage: Eukaryota; Metazoa; Chordata; Actinopteri; Siluriformes; Bagridae. The record is from RefSeq and is a predicted model, not a curated record. Bases 189 to 839 code for a protein of 216 amino acids.
AAUAACAUUGUGUUUUGGAUGACGAUAUCGUCAUAGACUUAAAUAUGGCUUUCGCUCUCCUGUACUCUCAUUUCUCUCUCUGAGAAGACGACACACUGAGUUGCACUCAGGACAUCUAACUAUUAAACUGUUACUGUUUAAAGGGAUCAUCUACAAUUCCAUAGAAAAUCCUAUCAGAAGAUCCUACUAUGAGUAAACCAAAGACAUUAAAUGAAUUGAGGCAUCUGGAGGAGUCUGGAUUUGGUCAACGUUAUCCAAGACACGGCCUCAAGCUGCUUUACUGGUUUGCUUAUGAAUCUCUGUAUUUUGAUGACUAUGAUAAAAUGCGCUGGAUGUACGACCCAGAGGAAGGAGAUUUUGAUUUCCACCUGUUCAGAAACAGAAUUGAGAAAAACGGUGAGAGACUCCUGCCUGAUGUGGACCUUUGCUACUACGAGGUGGGCAAUCUGAGCAGACCAGAAGCAUACAACCUGCCAGAUUACGUUCUGGAAGAUUACAACGAAGACCCUGAUGACAGUGAGAGCAACAUGGAGCGCAUCAUAUUCAGUGUUGAUGAUGAGUGUAUUGACAGAGUCUAUGUGACUGAGCACAGUGAUCAGGCAGAUUUCAACAAGGAAGCCACCUUUGGCAUCAGCAGGGGUCUGAUUAUGAUUAUCAAGCAGCUAACUUUAGAGGACUUCCUUGAAAAAACUGGGUAUUCUCCGGAAGAAGACUCUGAUGAAAGUUCUACAGACGAUGAACACGACGAUGACGACGAUAAUGAUGACGAUGAUGAUGAUGAUGAUGAUGAUGAUGAUGAUGAUGAUGACGAUGACAACGAUGACGACGAUGACAAUUGAUUGUGACUAUGUUGA